AAAAUAUGUCUCUAAAGGAACCAAUGACUUCUUGCGUUCCUGAUGCUCUCCAAAGUGUAUUGCCGUCAUCUCAUCAACACAAAGCUGGUGAUGGUAUGAUUUGUAAUAGGAAUGAUAUUGUUCCAAAUUUCAAUCAUGUUCUUCAACAGGGAACAAGAACAUGUGGCCAAAUUUCUAUCAUAGACAACAGUAAAAAUUCAAACAAACAUUUAAGUGAAGAGUUCCUACAACAACAUCCAAAGUCCUUGUUUGGCAUACAUGCCAAUAGUAAUUUUCUUUACUGUCAUAAUCAAUUUGAUGAUGGUGCCAAAGAAAUUACUUGUAACAAUAUGUUCAAUAGACCAAACACAUGUACAGAGACCCAAAUAAGACAAUCAAUAAUCUCGAAGGAAAUGGAGAUGCAUGACAACACAAUGGACACUGCUCUUCCUCCAUUACGAUUUAACAUAACUGACCUUAAUGAAUCAAAUUCACCACAUUUGUCGAGAUGCAGCCUACAGCAAAAAAUUGAAGUAUCCUUCACAAGUCAAAAGUUGAAAGAUGAAUCAAGAAGAUCACCACCAACCUCACAAGGUGCAUCAUCAUGCAUAACUAGGAAUAAUAGAGAACCAAAUGCAAACUCUGACCUUGCAUCUUUAAAUAUGGAAAGUUCAAACUACAGACCCCUACCUUACGAAUAUGUUCCAUCUGUACAGUCAAGCCUUAAAUCAGAACCGCUAACAACCAAACAUAACAUUUACAGAGGAGGAAAAACAAAUCUGUCACCACCUGAUUUAGGUAUCACGACUAACAAUGAUACAACGCUCAAUUCUCUAAGGUCGCCUCCCCAACGCCAACAACAACAAGACCAGCACCAAGAGCAAAAUCAUUCUUUGGGAACUCGGGAUGAUCAGCAAGUAGUCAACGACACAAACAGAACCACCAAAUAUUCAUUUCAACAAAUGCAAAAACAACCACCUCUGGUAGAGAUGAAUCCUGUCGCUAGUGGUGGAUCUUUUGCAACUAAGCAGCUUAGUACUCCUCCUACUCGUAACAACAACAACAAUACAAGUACUCAUAGUAUGAUGAGUCAGAGUAGUUGUACUCCAAUUGCUUCUUCAAAUCCUCUCUAUUCAUAUAAUCAUCAACAAUCCGCAUCUCUUAAUAACACUUGCCCACCACCUGCUAAUUCAUCAGCUCAUAAUCCUCCUUACAGCAAUAAUAAUUUGCUCAUGGUAUCACAACCACACCAUAAUUCCUACAGAAAUCUUCCUUCAACAAUAUCACGUGCUUCAACAGCAACAGGAUCAACACUCAGAGAUCAUGAUACAGUGAUACAAAGUUCAGCCUCUUCCCUACUACUCCUAUCAGAACAAAAACAACCAUCUUAUAUUGGUGGUGGUUUGAUAGCUAAUGAUUCCGCUAGAAGUUUAGAAGCUGUUGCUGCUGUUCCUGUUGCCCAGGGCUGUACUAGUGAGAGAAUCCCUACAACCCAAUCAUCCUUGCAUUAUUCAUCCAUUCCACACUCUUCCUCUUCUUUACUGGGCAAAAAGCAAAGAAUGACUUCAACAAUAACUGCGAGUACUAAUAUUCCUCAAUCAUCUUUGAACGCUCCUCAACAACCAACUAAUCCUCUCUCCAAUAAUAAUUCAAUCAAACCUCACCAAACAACUAAUAUUAAGUUUCAUCUCCUUGAUGAUCCAAAUCUUAAACAAGAUGAGCAUAGAAGCAAUUUUGUAAGAAUUGAUGAGGAACAGAUACGAAAAGUAUUCCAUCUUACUCAGAGACAAGCAGCUGCUUUUUUAGGAGUUAGUUUAUCUACACUCAAAAGACGAUUCUAUGAAAUGAGAGAAAGUUUAGGAAUGGAUAAGUGGCCUACUACAGCAAAUGGUACUACAACAAUACCAGCAACACAAACUAGUGCAUGUGUUGUUGGCCCAACCAAUUCAUCUUCGAGUAAUUUGAGUAACAACAAUGCAACUUCAAGAAAUAAUAAGGGGUCUAGAAAGAAUUCUCUUCAAUCUGAUCAAACUUUGAAUAUUCCAACAACUCCUCUUACGAAUUUGAAUGAUAAUCAUUCCUCCUAUCAUAUUGAUCCAUAUAACAAUGCUUCCUCCCGUAGAACAUCAGUAACUUCUCAAGACGAGUUUACUUAUCAAAAAAUUGGAACACCACAUAAUGGAAAUUCCUCAAUAAUGAAUCAAAAUAAUCAUUCUUCGUAUUUACCUCAAUCAACAAAUAAUCUCCCUGCUGUAAAUAUUUCACUUCCUCCAAUAGUUACUUCCCCUUAUUCUAACCCAACUUCAAAACCCCAACUUCCAAACAAUGAUAGUCUCGACAAUUUUCUUUCUAGGUAUGCUCCUAAAUCUUUCGAUGAUAUUGCCCAAGAUUCUGACAAGUGCCUUCCAGUUUCAACCACUUUAAAGAGAAGAACCAAUGUUUUUGGGCAAGGUCAUGAUCCAAUUCUUAUUGCUAAAAUGUUUUCUGAAGAGACAACAACUAGUAAUUCAAGAAAAAGAUCCUAUCCAAAUAUUUCUACAAUUGAAAAUAAGGAAUUUGAGAAGGACAGUUACUCAUCUCAAUUACCAAGACAUUCCAGUUUCAGUAGUCAAGGAAGUAUGGAUGGCUCAUUUGAACCACCAAGAAAAGUCAACAAGGCAUUCCCAAUUAAUAAGAGAGGAAGCACAGACGAAAAUGCAGAACCAAAAACAAAUAAUCCAUCCAACAUGAGUUUUAUCCUCAAUGAAGGAGUUAAGGACCCAACUCAUCUUGAUAAGGAAGAAUGGAAUACACUAAUGGAAGCAUUUAAAAAACAAUAAAGCAUAAUACGCUUUAAUAU
Naegleria gruberi is the source of this 2818-nucleotide messenger RNA. RefSeq lists its product as uncharacterized. NCBI's taxonomy places the organism in Eukaryota, Heterolobosea, Eutetramitea, Acrasida, Naegleriidae. The record is from RefSeq and is a predicted model, not a curated record. The transcript has a single exon. The coding region runs from base 6 to 2798 and encodes 930 amino acids.